CAGUUCGAUCCGAAAGGUAUGCAAUAUCGCUUUCUUGGCAAAACCGGUCUGAAAGUGUCGGCCUUGUCGUUCGGAUCCUGGGUAACGGUCGGCGGCCAAGUCGGAUACGAAUCCGCGCGCGAUUGCGUCCUCGAAGCAUGGAACCACGGCGUCAACUACUUCGACACGGCAGAGGCCUACGCCUCCGGGGAGUGCGAGCGAGUGUUCGGCCAGAUUAUCAAGGAUCUGAACUUCAAGCGAAGCGAUUUGGUGAUCUCAACGAAAUUAUUCUGGGGCGGACCGGGCCCUAACGACACCGGGCUCUCGAAAAAGCACCUCGUCGAAGGCAUGAAAGCUUCGCUGGAUCGACUUGGUCUGGACUAUGUGGACAUUGUGAUGGCUCAUCGCCCAGAUCCGCUUACUCCGAUGGAGGAAAUCGUGCGUGGGUUUACGCAUAUCGUGAACUCCGGACAGGCGUUGUACUGGGGGACGUCGGAGUGGAAUGCCCAUGAUAUCGAGCGGGCUCAUCAUAUGGCUGCUGUUCACCAUUUGAUUCCUUCCUCGUGUGACCAGCCGCAGUAUAACGCGUUUUGGAGGGAGAGGGUGGAAAAGGAGUUGCUUGCUGUGAUUCGAAACUAUGGCUAUGGUUUGACGAUCUGGUCGCCUUUGGACAACGGCGUGUUGACCGGGAAGUACAACGAGGGGAUCCCGUCGGAUUCCAGAUUUGCGGCGGCGACUGUAACUGGUUCUACCAAGCAAGACAUGGUUAACUUCGGCAAGGCUUUGGAUACGCCAGAGGGACAAUCCAAGUUGAAGCGGGUGCAGGAGUUGAAAAAGGUGGCUGAUCAAUUGGGCUGUACCACUGCUCAGCUGGCGUUGGCGUGGUGCUUGACUAACGAGAGCGUCUCGACGGUGAUCACUGGGGCAAGUCGUCCUCAGCAAGUGGUGGAGAAUAUGAAGGCUGUGGCUGUUUAUACUCAGCUGAAGGAAAACGCCGAGGUUCGAGCAAAUAUCGAAGGUAUCCUUGGGAAUACGCCUGUUCAGCCACGCCUCUUUGGACGGUGGGCGUAACUGAAAAUUACCCAAUUUUUGGUAGUCAGUCC
Molecule: messenger RNA, 1082 nt
Organism: Aspergillus steynii IBT 23096
Lineage: Eukaryota; Fungi; Ascomycota; Eurotiomycetes; Eurotiales; Aspergillaceae
Product: Aldo/keto reductase
Exons: 2
Coding region: 19-1050 (343 amino acids)
Source: RefSeq, a predicted model, not a curated record